GGCGCGACCAAGAUGGCAGCGGCGGCCCGUCAGGCCCCGGCCGUGUCCCGCCCCGCUUCCCGCUGAGCGGCGCCUCCGGACCGCGGGCAGCAUGGACGCCUCCGCCUCCGCCUCCGCCCCCGUGGCGCCCGACCGGCUCUUCGACGCGCACCGGCUCCCCGGCGGCGAGGGGCCGCGCCUGCUGCUCUCGCUGCUGCUCUACGCGCCGGUGGGGCUGGCGCUGCUGCUGCUGCGCCUCUUCCUCGGGCUGCACGUCUUCCUGGUCAGCUGCGCGCUCCCGGACAGCGCCCCGCGCCGCUUCAUCGUGCGCGUCAUGUGCUCGGUGCUGGGCGUGCUCGUGCGCCAGGCCGACCCUCGCCAGCGCAGCCUCCGCGCCCGCGUCUUCAUCGCCAACCACGUCACCCACUUCGACCACAACGUCCUCAACCUGCUCACCUCCUGCAACGCGCCCGUGCUGAACGGCACCUCCGGCUUCAUCUGCUGGUCCCGGGGCUUCCUGGAGGUGGGGGGUGCAGAGAGCCGAGCCGAGCUGCUGGAGUCCCUGAAGGCCUACUCCUCCCAGGGGGGCAACCCGCCCCUGCUGCUCUUCCCCGAGGAGACGACCACCAACGGCCGCGUGGGUCUCCUGCGCUUCAGCUCAUGGCCCUUCUCCAUCUUGGACAGCGUCCAGCCAGUGGCUCUGCAAGUCCAGAGGCCUUUUGUUGCUGUGAGUGUGGCUGACGCCUCCUGGGUGACGGAGCUGCUCUGGACGUUCUUUGUGCCCUUCACUGUUUAUCAAGUAAGGUGGCUUCCGCCCAUCGCCAGGCUAGUUGAAGAAACCCGCGAGGAGUUUGCGCUGCGGGUUCAGGAGGCUGUGUCAGAGCCUGGACUGGGGAGCUUCCCAGCUAGCCCUGGCCUGCGUCUCUCCUCCCUGCAGCUCCUGGCCCUGGAGCUGGGUGUGGUGUCAACUCGACUCACUGCUGCUGACAAAGCCGAGCACCUGAAGCGAUUGCGCCACAGCCCCUCAGCCCCCUACAGCCCCCCAGCUCCAAGCCAGCCUUCGGGGACCCAGGACCGAGCUUUUCCCAGUGUCGCCUCUGCAGAGGAUGUCCGCUGGAGUGGCAUGGCUCAGCGUGUCAAAGAAGUCCUGCCCCACGUGCCCCUGGCAGUCAUCCGCAAGGAUCUAGCUCGGACGAACUGUGUGGAUGCGACCAUUGCCAAUCUCCUGGAGGGGCGGGUUCCCUUCAUCCCCAGCGAGGCGGAGGCAGAGGAUUCCUCGGCUGCCCCGUCCGUCUCUGGCACUCACUACCUCGCCUCUGCUCCCCUGACCCCGGCCCCCAUGAAGCUCUUUGCCCGGUCCCCAGAGGCAAGGCACCUCUCUCUCCAGGAGCGGAAGCGGCUGCUGUACGACUACGCCAGGAGGAGAUUCAUGGAGAAGCAUGGGAUGGCGCCGAAGGAGGGGAGCCACUGACCAGCUGGUGUUUUCCUUGAGGACUGCUGGCUUGAUCAACUCUGGAUCUUUGUGGAGGGUUGCUGCGGACACUGCUGCCCCGCUGGACCUGUGUGGGGUUGGCAGUGUGCCCGUGGCUGCCCUUGAGUGGUGUGCGCCCAUCCCGCCUGACUUCUCCGCAGGGCAAGAGGGAGGCUCCCAGCCCCCACCCCGCCCGCUGCAAGGCCCGGACUCCACAUCGCCCUGCCGCACAGCCGGGGCCCCCGACGGCCUGCCUCAGAGUGUGGGUGGGAGGGGGCAAGCUUUCACUAUCAAAAUAAACGUUACUCUAAUUCUCA
Podarcis muralis (Common wall lizard) is the source of this 1767-nucleotide messenger RNA. RefSeq names its product AUP1 lipid droplet regulating VLDL assembly factor (gene AUP1). NCBI's taxonomy places the organism in Eukaryota, Metazoa, Chordata, Lepidosauria, Squamata, Lacertidae. Gene Ontology annotation, molecular function: ubiquitin binding; acyltransferase activity. Gene Ontology annotation, biological process: ERAD pathway. Gene Ontology annotation, cellular component: endoplasmic reticulum membrane. The record is from RefSeq and is a predicted model, not a curated record.